CUUCUCUCUCUCUCUAACUUUCUCUCUCUCUCUCUCUCUCCUCCGUAUAAAAAUCAUCUACCCCUAAUUCUUCUCAAUUCACAACCUACUGCGGAAUCCAAGGUUUUUGCUUUUUGUUAUCGAUCUACAAUUUCGAUCUUCAGUUUCUGACGAUGACCGGAGCUACGUCGGCCGACCGCCUUGACGGCGGCAGCAAACCGAUUACGAUUCGAGAAGUAUGGAGCGGUAACCUAGAAUCCGAAUUCGAUUUGAUUUCCGAUCUGGUGGAUCGGUACCCGUACAUCUCCAUGGACACCGAGUUUCCCGGCGUCAUCUUCACGGCGAACCGCCGCCCGAGCAAAGCCUCCCCCUCCGACCACUACCAGAUGCUCAAGUCGAACGUGGACGCGCUCAACAUCAUUCAGAUCGGGAUCACGCUGUCAGACGCCGCCGGAAACCUACCGGAUCUCGGAUCCGGGGAGCGGUUCAUCUGGCAGUUCAACUUUUCCGACUUCGACGUGGCGCGUGACCCCCACGCGCCGGAUUCCAUCGAGUUGCUCAAGGAGCACGGCAUCGACUUCGAGAAGAACCGCGCGUCCGGGAUCGUGUCCACGCGCUUCGGGGAGCUGAUGAUGGGCUCCGGCCUGGUCUGCAACAAAGACGUAAGCUGGGUCACCUUCCACAGCGCGUACGACUUCGGGUACCUGGUUAAGAUACUCACCGGCGGCGCGUUGCCCGACUCGCUCGGCGAUUUUUUGGAGGUUGUGAAGGCGAUUUUCGGGAACAACGUGUACGAUGUCAAGUACUUGAUGCAGUUCUGCGACAGCCUCUACGGCGGCUUGGACCGGGUGGCUCGGGCACUGGAUGUGGACCGGGUUGUUGGGAAGUGCCAUCAGGCCGGUUCGGAUAGCUUGCUGACGUGGCACGCCUUUGAGAAAAUUAGGGACGUGUAUUUUGUGAAGCAAGGGCACGAGAAAUAUGCUGGUGUGUUAUACGGAUUGGAAGUGUAUUAAAAGUAGGGGUUUUUAUUAUUCUCAUUAAUUAGUAGGAUUAUCGAUUAACUAUUUGUUAAUAAAAAUAGUUCAGUUUAUUAUUUUUUAAUAUGAUUUCUUGACU
Messenger RNA from Erythranthe guttata (spotted monkey flower), 1095 nucleotides. RefSeq names its product putative CCR4-associated factor 1 homolog 11. Lineage: Eukaryota; Viridiplantae; Streptophyta; Magnoliopsida; Lamiales; Phrymaceae. Gene Ontology annotation, cellular component: CCR4-NOT complex. Gene Ontology annotation, molecular function: nucleic acid binding; poly(A)-specific ribonuclease activity. The record is from RefSeq and is a predicted model, not a curated record.